CGGGCCCGGUAUCCCCGGCCUCUCAUUCUCCUGUUUACAGAUUAGAAAGAGCCAAAGUCCGGCCCGCCUCCUCGUCCCCUGACUUGACUUCCCUCCUUCGCUUCUCCCGGGUAUUGCUUCUCGCCUCCCGAACCGGAUUCGUUACCAACAUUUCUGCAUUACCAGCAAUUCUGUGUGUCGGGACUUCCUCGCCUUGUGUCUUUCACCCCUGAAAUAUGGUGUUGCAUCUGCAAUCCAACCUCACCCUUUCGCAGGGGGCCAGGCUGAUGUUUUACGCCUUAACCCCCAGCGAGACCACAUUCAGAGAAGUGGAGGAGGUCCAGGACUAUGUCCAGCAGGCAACACCCUAUUUUGUGGGCCUGAUGAUCAUUGAGCUGGUUGUCACUUGGUUUCACAAGGGCAAAACUAUAUUCCGAAUAAAUGAUGCACUAACUUCCAUCAGUGCAGGCAUCUUGUCAAGACUGCCAGAGCUACUGGGUCGAGGCAUUGAGCUGACUGGCUACAUUUACAUCUGGAAGAAUUUUAGACUGUUUGAACUCCCGUGGGAUUCUGCCUGGACAUGGUGGUUGGCAUUUUUAGGAGUUGACUUUGCUUACUACUGGCUCCAUCGAAUGUCUCAUGAAGUGAAUAUGUUGUGGGCAGCACACCAAGUUCAUCACAGCUCUGAAGACUACAAUCUGUCUACAGCCCUCCGGCAGUCUGUAAUACAAAAGUAUUUUUCCUGGAUUUUUAACCUUCCAAUGGCUCUCUUCAUCCCUCCCUCAGUUUUUGCAGUACACCUUCAAUUUAACCUGUUGUAUCAGUUCUGGAUUCAUACAGAGAUAAUUGGUAACCUUGGGCCUCUGGAACUGAUCCUCAACACACCCAGUCACCACAGAGUCCACCAUGGACGGAACCAUUACUGCAUCGACAAGAAUUACGCUGGAACUCUGAUCAUUUGGGACAGGAUUUUUGGUACUUUUGCGCCAGAGAAUGAGAAAGUGAUAUUUGGCUUGACUCACCCAAUCAAUGCAUUUGAACCUCUCUGGGUGCAGUGCCAUCACUUGCUUUACAUUUGGAAGACAUUUUGGGCAACCCCUGGCAUAAGCAACAAGAUGUCUGUCCUCUUCAAAGGACCAGGAUGGCAACCAGGCAAACCCAGACUUGGGUGUCUUGAAGACAUUCCCACAAUUAGUGGAAAUGAAAUGCCACACAAUCCCCAAAUCCCUGUUUGGCUUCAACUGUAUGCAGUUCUACAUUUUAUCUUCAUUCUGGGUGUUUAUCUACACAUAUUUGCUAACAAGUCUGUUCUAUCAGAAUUCACAAUCCUCUUGGGAAUUGGAUAUGUAAUACUCACGUUGAGUUCUGUUGGACUGAUGAUGGAGAACAGAUCUGGUGUAGCUAUUAUGGAAAUCAUCCGAUGCUGUCUUUUCCUUUUUCUUGAGCUUGGUUCCAUGACUGGUCCUUUAAAACUAGUGACUGAAGUUGGAUUUUCUCUGUCUUUGGCCUUCUGGGGUUUGCAAAGCAUAAUGAAAAUCUGACACAUACCAAUGGACACCAGUAUGAGAAUGAACCAGCUCCAAUACAGCAUGGUCAGCUUCAGUAUGCAAUGUCACUCACAAAACACUCAAAGUAUUAAAUGUGACAUGACUCUGUACAAACUAAUGGAAAAGAAAUAAUUUU
Messenger RNA from Hemiscyllium ocellatum (epaulette shark), 1662 nucleotides. RefSeq names its product alkylglycerol monooxygenase (gene agmo). Gene Ontology annotation, molecular function: oxidoreductase activity; iron ion binding. Lineage: Eukaryota; Metazoa; Chordata; Chondrichthyes; Orectolobiformes; Hemiscylliidae. Gene Ontology annotation, cellular component: endoplasmic reticulum. The transcript has 13 exons. Bases 216 to 1520 code for a protein of 434 amino acids. Gene Ontology annotation, biological process: lipid biosynthetic process. The record is from RefSeq and is a predicted model, not a curated record.